Messenger RNA from Hermetia illucens (black soldier fly), 1734 nucleotides. RefSeq lists its product as uncharacterized. The coding region runs from base 1 to 1734 and encodes 577 amino acids. The transcript has 3 exons. The record is from RefSeq and is a predicted model, not a curated record. Lineage: Eukaryota; Metazoa; Arthropoda; Insecta; Diptera; Stratiomyidae. Gene Ontology annotation, molecular function: site-specific DNA-methyltransferase (cytosine-N4-specific) activity; DNA binding.
AUGCGGAUUAUUUUGGGAUUACUAAUUCUAGUUGCACCUUUGCACACCGAAGGAUUUUGUGAAGACCUAUUUGGAAAGCCUACUUACAAGACAUCGUUAUCCGAGGCGGUUGUCAAUGUCAUCCAAAAGUUCUUCACUGCAAAUCAGGCAGAUAUUCAGAUUCUUUCCAGAAAAUCCGGAGAUGACUUCAGUCUACUCUACCUUGUAAACGAGAUCCUUUUUCGUAUUCGUGGAGCAAUUUCAUACAUGCAUUGGCAUGAACAUCUUCCCAAACGAAUUAUGCCAAGCACAUACAACAUGCUAGUUGUGGAUGACUACCGAUCCUUCCAAAGAAUCUACGAGAGAUUAUCUAAACGUUCGGUCAACUUUGAUGGCUACUUUCUGAUUAUUAUCUCCGAAAACUUAGAGGGAAACAUGGAAGCUACUCUGAACCGUAUUUUCUUGGACUGCUACAAUAGGUAUAUAACGAAUGUGAACAUUUUAAUAAGGAGAGCCGAUCCUGAUUCUGAAAUAAUUGAUAUGUACACCUAUUUCCCCUUCACGGAGACACAAUGCCAGGACACCCAACCAGUUCUUCAUGAUUCCUUCGUGGAUGGAAAGUUUUCUUUGAAUGUAACUAUUUUCCCGAAUAAAGUACGGAAUAUCCAUCGCUGUCCAUUCACGAUAGUUACGUGGCACAAUCCACCCCAUAUGUUCAUUAAAAAUGAACCAGGAAGAUAUAUCCUUGACGGGAUUGAUGGAAAUAUCCUAGGCAUCAUCCAGAGAAAAUUGAAUUUCAGUCUGCGGUUCGAUUUCAGUGCAGCUAACCGCGGGAAUAUUUUGCAGAACGGUACGGCCACUGGCGCACUUGCAUUGAUUCUCAAUGGACACGGUAAUAUUACUAUCUGCGCACAUGGAUACGUGUUCACACGGCCAUCAAGGAUAUCAGCAAGUACAAACUAUUUCUCGGCAUCUGUUGUGUUCGCCAUCCCCGCCCGGAAGUGUUACUCAUCCUUCGAGAAGUUAUUUUUCGUAUUCAAACACGCUGUUUGGUACCUCACCCUCGGAACCUACGUCGCAGCUAUUAUUCUAGUAGCGGUUGCACGAUUUUUCAGCAAAAAAGUCGUGAAUUUCAUCAUAGGAGAUCGCAAUGAUUCACCUUAUUUAAACAUGUUCACCAUCUCAACUGGAGUACCCGUCUACAGACUACCUAAACGCAAUUUUGCUCGAUAUCUACUGAUGGUUUGGACAUUAAGUUGGUUGGUUCUCAGAAGUGCCUACCAAGGUGCCCUUUUCCAUUAUCUCCAAAAAAGUGAACCGCGUCCGCAAGUGUUAACACUGAUGUCCUUAUUGAACAAUGGUUUCACUCUAUUCGUGCCUGAAGAUUGCUUGCCGUGGUUUUCAGAUUUCCCAGAAAUCAGGCGACGCGUUGCCUUAAUGAACAUGAGCCUUUGGGAGUAUUUCGAAAAGAUGCAAGAUCCCGAAUAUAAGGGAGUCGUUCUGACUACAGAUAUCCAGAUUGACUACUACAAUCACCGCAACCGAAAUAAGACGCAAAUUAAAAGCCUGGAAGAAAGAAUGUUCAGCUCACCGCAAAACAUUUUCUACCCAAAAUAUUCGUACUUGGUCACCACAAUUGAUCUGAUUAUUCAAGACUGUCUCUCCGGGGGCUAUGCUGUUGCAGACAUCACAUCACCCCCCUACAAUAGUAGGUUUAUUCGCUUAGCAUCGAAAGCAGGAAAGAAGGAAAAGUAG